AAUGAUUGCCGCGUCCUUCUCUCUAUAUCCCACUUUCCUUUCUCUCUGAUCCAAAUUUCUCAAACCUUCUUUUCAUCAAUGGCCAUUUCUCUCCCAACCUUCUUCCAAGAACGAAAAUUCCCAUUUCUCUUCACUCUCUCUCUCCUCCUCGUUUGCUUCCUCUUCCUCUUCUUCACCGAUUCUCUUACUCUCAACCCUCUCGUUCGUACUUAUUCCUCUCUUCGAUCCCCUUCGUCUUCUUCUUCUCCUACAACACAUGCGGUUCAUCUCAACCCAUCUUCAUCGGAUUUCUCUUCUUCUUUCGCCCACACUCUCACUUGGAAGCUCUGUGAUGGCUCUGUCGCCGUCGAUUUCAUUCCCUGUUUGGAUAAUUCCAAGGCGAUCAAGGCUUUGCAGUCCAGGAAACACAUGGAGCAUCGUGAACGUCAUUGCCCCCGUCCCAGUCCACGCUGUUUGAUCCCUCUUCCUCUUGCUUAUAAGGUCCCGGUUCCCUGGCCCAAGAGUAGGGACAUGAUUUGGUAUGAUAAUGUUCCUCAUCCCAAGCUUGUGGAAUAUAAGAAAGAUCAGCAUUGGGUUGUUAAGGUGGGGGAGUAUCUUAACUUUCCUGGAGGUGGUACACAAUUCAAGGAUGGAGUUGAUCGUUACAUUAACUUCAUUCAGGAGACCUUAUCGGAUAUCAAAUGGGGGGAAAACAUUAGAGUUAUUCUAGAUGUUGGUUGUGGUGUUGCUAGCUUUGGUGGCUAUUUACUGCAGAAGAAUGUUCUUGCUAUGUCAUUUGCCCCUAAGGAUGAACAUGAAGCACAGAUACAAUUUGCUUUAGAACGGGGAAUUCCUGCUACUCUCUCAGUCAUUGGAACUCAGAGGUUGACGUUUCCAGACAAUGCAUAUGAUUUGAUACAUUGUGCACGUUGCAGGGUGCACUGGGAUGCAGAUGGUGGAAAACCAUUAUUGGAGCUAAACAGGAUUCUCAGGCCUGGAGGAUAUUUCAUAUGGUCUGCUACACCAGUUUAUCGUGACGACGAAAGAGACAAGAAUGUUUGGAAUGCAAUGGUGUUGCUAACGAAGUCCAUGUGCUGGAAGGUUGUGAAAAAGACCUCUGAUUCAUCUGGGGUUGGUCUUGUUAUAUAUCAAAAGCCCACCUCAACAUCCUGCUAUGAAGAACGUAGCGAAAAUGACCCUCCUAUAUGUGAUGAAAAGAACAAGAGAAAUAACUCUUGGUAUGCACCCCUGACUAGAUGUAUUUCCCAGCUUCCAGUUGAUAACAAAGGCCAAUAUUUUAAUUGGCCUUCGCCAUGGCCACAGAGACUAACUAGCAAACCUCCUAGAUUGUCAGUUGAACCAAGUGCCGAGGAGAAAUUCUUGGAGGAUACCAAACAAUGGUCUACUGUUGUGUCAGAUGUAUAUCUAGAUAAGAUUGGAGUAAACUGGUCAACCGUCCGAAACGUGCUGGAUAUGAAUGCUGGCUAUGGAGGGUUUGCAGCUGCAUUGAUUGAUCUACCACUAUGGGUUAUGAAUGUCGUCCCCAUAGAUGAACCAGACACCUUGUCCAUCAUUUUUGAUCGAGGAUUGAUCGGGCUCUACCACGAUUGGUGCGAAUCCUUCAACACCUACCCUCGAACCUAUGAUCUGCUACAUUCCAGUUUUCUCUUCACAUCUCUAAAGAAAAGAUGCGACGUUGUAGCUACGGUUGUGGAGAUGGAUAGAAUAUUGAGGCCAGGCGGAUAUGUUUUGAUUCGGGACAACAUGGAGGCAAUAAAGGUGCUUGGUUCUAUCUUUCACUCACUUCAGUGGUCAGUUUCUGUUUAUCAAGAUCAGCUUCUUGUUGGAAAAAAGGGAUUCUGGCGGCCAUAGGCUUCCUCCUACGAUCUGAAGAACAGAUAGUUUGAUAAAUUUUAUUUCUUUCCUCAGUUUUCUUUUAAACUUCUCCAUUUCAAUUGUAAAAGAAAAUACGUAUAAGCAUGAGAGAUAUUGCAGAGCCUGCAGUGAUUGCAUUGGAGGUUAGUAUCUUGGAGUUUGUAAUGAUGCAUUAAUAUUAUUUCUAUAGUUUCUUUGAAUAGAUGCUGAAUAAUUUUAGAAAAUUCUUUCUGAUGUGAUUCUUGUUCCUGUUUAUGUAUGAUGGGUUAUAAAAUAUAGUAGUAAUUUGGGCA
Messenger RNA from Cucumis sativus (cucumber), 2147 nucleotides. RefSeq names its product probable methyltransferase PMT23. The transcript is spliced from 8 exons. Gene Ontology annotation, cellular component: endosome; trans-Golgi network; cytoplasm. The record is from RefSeq and is a predicted model, not a curated record. The coding region runs from base 79 to 1851 and encodes 590 amino acids. Gene Ontology annotation, molecular function: methyltransferase activity. NCBI's taxonomy places the organism in Eukaryota, Viridiplantae, Streptophyta, Magnoliopsida, Cucurbitales, Cucurbitaceae.